Messenger RNA from Drepanopeziza brunnea f. sp. 'multigermtubi' MB_m1, 2817 nucleotides. The record is from RefSeq and is a predicted model, not a curated record. NCBI's taxonomy places the organism in Eukaryota, Fungi, Ascomycota, Leotiomycetes, Helotiales, Drepanopezizaceae.
AUGAAGGUACGAAGCUUUCUGCUGUUGGAUAGAUACACCUACACUAGCGCUGCCACGCCCGCGCGACUGCCGCUCAUCUGCUGCCCGCCUGCAGGCUGCUCCGACCUGUGCACAUCAGCCAGGCUCAGGGAGAUUGGCAGGAGUAAGAGGGGGCAGCUUUCGAUAAGUGAUAGCAAUCAUCACGUCACUGAGGCGAUCGGAGACAUGUAUGGCGACGAUGACUACUCGAAAAGCGAUUCUAGGCCAUUAAGCUUUAUAACCUCUCCUACACCUGAGUCGCAUGAAUCCAAGCUGUUCGUAGCUUCACCUCUCAAUCAGACUAUGGAAGCUGGCAAUACGUAUUUUGAUGAUUCCGACAAGCCACGUGCGAAACCCUCACCACACACGAAUGGAAACAAGGGGAAGAAGGCACAAAUAUCUUCAGCAAUGUUACCAUCUCCAAGAAGCCCGUCUUCCAACCCAGGGGACCUGUCGCCAACGUUCUCAAUGCGGGAUAGGAGAUCUUCAGAUACAGCCAACGCGCAAUUCCCACUCAACAACGUUGAUUAUGAGAGCGACCCAGCGGCAGUCGCCCAGGAACUCAGCAAUCUGCAGGCUCUGCGGCGCAUGUCUAUGGAUGUCGGCAACACGAGCGAUCCUGAUCUGCCGUCAUUUCAAAGCGCAUCUCCCAUGCCCUCCAUAGCUCCUACCGGUGACGACGAUGAAGAUGAUCCCUCCAGACUGUUCUGGGUGCCUGCCAGAGUCCACCCAGAAUUGGCUCCUAUGGAAUUCAAGACCUUCUUGGAGAAUAGGGUGCAAUCAAUCAAGCGGCGGUCUGGAGAACAACAAACUCUCUCACUAGAUGGAAUUCAGCGAAGUGGUUCUGGCAGUAGUCUGCGAAGGAAGAAAUCGAUGCUGUGCAGACAAAUAGACAACGACGGAGGGAGGGGAGCAGUGGGAUACAAAGAUGGUGCAGAUCAGCUGGAGCGGAGGAAAUCCCUUGAAACAAAUAAAAUGGCAGAGCUGAAGAUCUCGGACCUAAAAGAAUUGGAUGCCAAUCGUCAAACCCAGACUGGAGAAGUAAUUGAUGAAGAUAAACCAAUACUACCGCAAGCACCAGGCGUCGGUCUAAGAAGAUCAAGGCACACAACCUACCGGAGAGGCAGUCUGAGGAAAGAAGGAAGGGGAUCAAGAAAGACUGGAAUCUUCCGAGGAGCAGACACAGACGGAGAAGAAUCGCCAUUUUCGCCCAACUCGCCCCCGAUAGAUAGCUUGAUUGGAAAUCCCCUGACGAGAGUGCAAUCAGAACCAGCAAUUACGGAGAACUUCUCUCGUCCCAAUCGUAAUGCGCGCAGAUUACAAAGCACCUCGCAGACAAGCUAUCACACGGGCGCGGUAGAAGACAAGGCUGAUGAUACUGGAAAGUCUGAUAUUUCGAUGAUAAAUACUGGCUCUGAGACUCCAGCACUAUCGCCAGGGUCCGUGCCAAAGAGCAGCACAGUCUCUAGGAAUGAUGCUCCUGUACCUCGGAUUAUAGAAACCCCCCCAGCAGAAGAAGUUCCAGAGCCACCUCUUGCCAGACAACCCCCCCACUUACUGGAUAGAUCUUCUUCACAGGGACCUGUUCGCACACCUCAGCCAGCGCAAAUUAGCCCUGAACCUCCGGCCAGAUCAAACAAGCGGCCUACCAUGGAGAGGCAGAAUUCUGGUGCGCAACUGACCUCAAAGACUGCCCCGCCACUGAAAGAUAUGGCCUCUCAACCCUCGCCUCUUCCUGGAAACCAUGCAAGAACAGAUGCUCUCACUAUUAAUCCUACGUCCGAAGAAAGAAAACCAGAGAAGAAGUCAAAGAAAGACAAGGAUGAGUCGGAAGUUUCUGCGCCCAGAAAGACAAGCUGGGGCUGGUUUAAAGGCAGCGACGAGAAGGAGAAAAGGAAAAAGGAAGAAGAUCAGAAACGAGGCAAGUCCAAAGUUUCCGUGGACAAUGCUCGUUUGGAUGUCCUACAGUCAACACUGGACACUGCAGCUCCUAGAGGCCGCGAAAGAGGGCGAGAAAGCUUGUUGAUGGAAAGAGAUAACUCGGACUACAAGUUACAAGACGAAAGGAAGAAGGAGAGCAGUCGCAAGUCUUCGGAUUCCAAAAAAGAGAAAGACGGCCUGUUCUCGUCAUUGUUUGGUGGUGGAAAGAAAAAGAGUGAUCGAGACUCCGGGGGAAAGAAAAGCAGCUCACUUCGCACCCUUUCUCCGGAUCCACCCCCACGUCAACUCAAACCGGACAUAGAUUACAACUGGACUCGCUUCUCGAUCCUGGAAGAGCGGGCAAUCUAUAGGAUGGCACAUAUCAAGUUGGCAAACCCUCGGCGUGCAUUGUACAGUCAAGUCCUCCUGAGUAACUUCAUGUACUCCUAUCUGGCGAAAGUUCAACAAAUGCAUCCUCAAAUGCAGAUUCCUCAGUCAGCUAUGCAGAAGAAGCAAGAGGCAGAUCGAAAGGCGAAGGAGCUAGAACAACAACGCCAGCAGCAGCAGCAGCAGGAAGGGGGGGAGCAAUACAGAUACGACUAUCAUCAGGGUAUCACUCAGUAUGCAGAGCCUACGCACGAUGCUCAAGCUGAGGGCGUUGAUUAUGUCGAUGAUUCUCAAAUAUACAACUAUGAUCACCCGCAAUCUGCUCCAGGCCAAAGCUCCAAUCGACGACCACAAUCCCGAGCCUCACAACAUACCCAACAAGAAAACGGCUAUGGUGACCAAAGCCAGUACGAUCGAAAUGGCCAGGACUACUACCAGCAGCAGCCUAAACGCAAGGACGACAAUGACGACGACAACGAUGAAAUGUGGUAG